AUGGCUCAUAGUUUGACCGCGCAGCUAGAUUGUGGCAGAGAUGUAGCGGAAGAGAUCUUGUGUUUUUUGAAUCGAGACAACACGUCAAGGGACGGUGAGGAACUGACCUCCGCCGGGAUUUCCGCAGCCGUCAACGAAUUCCUGGCAUUCUUGAGACAGCAGAGUCGAACUGCUUUCGAGGAUGCGCCGAAUACGGCAGCGUCCGUCACGCCGUCACAGGCGAAAAUCGUCUCACAGACAAGUCAAGUCCCACAGUCACAACCGGAGCUCCCUCCGGAGAAGCCAAACGCGGUCAGACCGAAACGCGUCGAUUUACAGAGGAUCUUACCUGCAGAGCUCACUUGUAAAUCGCCCGAAAGAGACUUCGUGGUGUCCAACGACGACUUCCCGUCGCUUGGCGACACUACGACGCCCAUCAAAAGCAAACAGUCUAGCAGUGGUCCUCUACAAUCGACACCGGUCCCGACGAAAGGGAAUCUCGAAAUCGCGAACGCGCCCCUAGUUCUCGAGGGAAUUUUCAACCGCUCGCUCCCGAAGAGUGGACGGAAACGGGGGAAACGAGCAUCGUUGAUCUCAAUAACGACACAAACGCAGCCGAACCUCCAUGCUCCAGCGCAGUCGGACAGUCCGAAGAAGAGAAUCGCGCCAAUACCAGUCAAGAGAUGGCAGCAGGCCUCAGAGGAAAACUUCAUAUCUGCUCAGGUGAGCAACUCACCGAUGGAAGCAAUGAAGCACCAGAGGGAAGUGGUCCGGAGCAUUAACAAGGAGACCAACGUGGGCCAGGCCGAAAGUUUCGACAUCCCGAAAAUGAGUACCGUUUCUUCAGUGGACGUACUCGAACGUCUCGCUCAGCUGUACGCGCGGUGCAUCUGCCGGAAUCUAGUCCCGAACCUUUUCCUGGAGCUCUCGUUUCUCAUGCAGCUGCUAGUGAUCAGGAUCACGGAGCGAAAUUCUCGAUCAGAUAUCUUGCUUGGAUCGGCGAGUAACUGCGGAUACUUCGCUGUUCAGACUAUAUCCCACUGCCGGCCUCUGCUCGAUAUUAUGGAGCCGUCGACUUUGACUCUGAUGAAGAAUAUUCCUCAUGUGGCGGCCAUGUCCUCUAGUCUCCACGUGAUCCUGUGUGAUCUCUGCAGCCGGGAGCGGAAUUUCUCUUUGCUUCGGACCAGUUUUCUCCAGGGAGUUUCUUUCGACGCAACUGUUGAUAGCUCUGAGAACUUCCCAAACACCAGGCUGUUUGGAGCUUUCCGCAAACAACGAGACGCCUUCUACGAUCUACUGAAGGAAUGGCAAAAGGUCACUUUCAGUCACCAUCACAAAGAACUCGACUUCAACUCUAGAGUCGCUGCGAUUUUCGAUCUCUCGAUGGAUCCUUGCAACCUGCUUCAUCUCGCGAAAUUAUUCGCUCUUCAGAUGAUUGCGACUUGCUGCGGAAACCCGGACAGCGGCGAUUUGAGCAGCACCUCAGAGUGUACCCUCCGAGAUCUGCGGAACAAGUGUCCGGAAAAGUUCUCGGAGCUUCAGAGUCGUCUCGAAAAACCAGGAGCAUCGUCAGCGGGUUCAACCCAGCAUGAAUUCACAGGACAACAAGCCUUUUUCUAUAAGUUCGUUCUGGCGGCCAGCAGAGCUCAAUUCCACGAGCAUCUAAAGAACGUGCUCGUUUCCCACAUCGUCGAGGAAGACCACUUCGACGUUUUUCCCGAAGACGCCGAUACGAGUAUCGACAGUCAGGUCAGAGAAGAACUGUACACCCUGCUGUAUCGGAUGCGACUCUACGGGGCGUUCUUGGGUCUGCUCGAAUUUUUACCUUACGUAACGUCGAGUGAAAACAACCCACAAAUCAUUGAAUCUCAGCGUUCGGCACGACAGUAUACUCCCCCGCGGAUAGAUGUCGAGCGCCUCUUGAGGGGGGCCAUCGAGGGGAAGCGUCUGCUCCCGACCUUAUCUUGGAUCUCUACGUAUUUAUCGAUGGCCGAUACUGCGGUGGGGAGUUUGCCGAUUUUCAAAGGCGCCCUCGACCUGCUGAACACGACAUUCUUGUCUUGUGAGAAGAGCCGGCCUUUCUUCAUCCUGGUCAGAUUAUUGAUCGGGUGGAUUUUCCAAAAUCUUCACAUUUCCGUGAAUUUCAACUCCUCCAGGAUACCUCUCAGCGUCCCGCCCGAAAUCGAAGCCUUUGUUGAUGCCCAGCUCAUUCACAUGUUGUGUCCCUUCCUGGCGAGCUUGAAGCCCAUCCUCGCCGAAUACUAUUGUAUGCCCACAAUCGAAGCUCGCAAGAUCGUCCCGCUGACGAGACCGGACUCCGCGUUCGAGCCAAACGGUGUAAUUUCGAAAUUGGAGGACGCCUUCUACUUCGGGCACUCGGCAUCUGUGAAGAAAACCUUGAAUUUCGUCGUUGAGAGGGUACCGGCCAAUGUCGUGAAAUCAAUGAAGCCCGUGCUAGUGAAACAGUUCCGAGAAGAGGUUAAGAAAGAGAUCGAAGAGCUCACACGAUUCGGCGAAGAACCCACUCCCCAACUGAUGGAUACGCUCUCAGUGAACUUGUGUCCGAGGUUUCAGCUGAAGGCUGAGAAUGUGAUCAUGCCGGCUUGCGACGAAAAAGCCGCCAAACUACUCGACGAACUCCUGAAAGCCGAGUGCACCAAAGAAGGAAUGCUCGUCGCGAAGAAACUCUGCGCCAGACAGUAUCAUGUACGGAUUCUUCAAUGGAUACGGUGCCAUAUCUCCAAAGACUACAUCCACAAAGAAGUGAAAGAAGUUUCCGCGAACGCUCAGGAGAACUCCCGAGACGACGGCAACGACUUCGAGAACCGAGCUCUACAAAGCCACUGUGCUAGCGCAUCUGUCAACUACAUCAUAGACUCAUUGGAGGAACUACUCCGUAAAAUCUUGGUAGGCGAAAUUCCGUCGUGGCGAGCUUGUUUGGAAGAAACAAAGCGCACAAUGCAGAUGAGGAAAGAAUGGAAACCGGCGCCAUGGGAGGCUGUUUGCCGUAUGCUUGUUGAUCUCGGCUCGCUGUCUAUCGCCAGAUACGUGGACUUGAGAAUUGUGAACGCAGUUAUCGACAUUCUCUGCGAAGUCAACUACGAGUGGGGUCACCAUUUUGUGGACUCCCCGAGAAAUCAGUAUAUUAUCGAGAAAUUCUGUGAUCGGGAUCCGAGUGCAGCCAAAAAGCUCCUCUCGGAUUACCAAAACAAACUCAAUGCCUUGGAGGAUAGCGUUCCCUAG
Messenger RNA from Galendromus occidentalis (western predatory mite), 3222 nucleotides. It is a transcript of the gene dlt, whose product is annotated as codanin-1 like protein dlt. The record is from RefSeq and is a predicted model, not a curated record. Gene Ontology annotation, biological process: chromatin organization. Lineage: Eukaryota; Metazoa; Arthropoda; Arachnida; Mesostigmata; Phytoseiidae. The transcript is spliced from 5 exons. Bases 1 to 3222 code for a protein of 1073 amino acids. Gene Ontology annotation, cellular component: nucleus.